AUGAUUCAGAAAACCGUUAAAAGCAACGACCUUGUUUCCCUCUCACAAAAAUGCAAAACCCUAAACCAACUCAAGCAAAUCUACGCCCACCUCCUCACAUGUCGUCUGCCAGAAAACCCCUACGCAAUUGCACCGCUCCUCUGGGCCUCCGCAACCUCGAAAGAUGCUUCCUUGUUUUGCUACGCUUGCUCAAUCUUCAAGCAUCAUCAUCACCGCAACACCUUCAUGUACAACACCAUGAUCAGAGGAUAUGUUCUUCAAUCGCAUAAGCCAAUUCCCGCCAUUUUGUGUUAUUUAGACAUGCUGAAUUAUGGGUUUGUUCCUAAUAACUAUACUUUUCCGCCAUUGAUCAAAGCGUGUACAAUUCUCAUCCAGAAUUCUAAGCUAAGUGGUCGCUUAGUUCAUGCCCAUGUUGUUAAAUUCGGGUACCGGGACGACCCUUUUGUUCUUAGCUCGCUGAUCGAGUUUUACUCUGUUAUCCACGACAUGGAAACUGCAAAGUUGGUGUUCGAUAAAAGUCCAAAGAGGGAUGUGGUGGUGUGGACGGCAAUGAUUGACGGGUAUGGAAAGGCGGGGGACGUUGAAAAUGCGAGAGCUUUGUUUGAUGAAAUGCCUGAGAGGAAUGCUAUAUCGUGGAGUGCAAUGAUGGCUGCGUAUUCUCGGGUGAACCACUUCAGAGAGGUGCUUUCUUUAUUUAGGCAAAUGCAAGAAGUAGGCACAAAGCCUAAUGAGUCAGUUCUUGUUAGUGUUCUCACUGCCUCUGCUCAUCUUGGUGCGGUCACGCAAGGCUUGUGGGUCCACUCAUAUGCUAAAAGGUACAAUCUUGAAUCAAAUACGAUAUUGGCCACUGCACUGGUUGAUAUGUACUCAAAAUGCGGAUAUGUGGAAGCAGCUUUGUGGGUUUUUGAGGGCAUUUCUAAUAAGGAUGCUAGAGCGUGGAAUGCUAUGAUUGCUGGGGUUGCAAUGAAUGGUGAUGCAAGGAAAUCACUUGAACUCUUUAAUAAAAUGGUUGAAUAUGGUGGCGUUCAACCCACAGAGACCACAUUUGUUGCUGUUCUCACGGCUUGUACGCAUGCAAAAAUGGUUGACGAGGGCCUUGAGUUGUUUGAUCAAAUGGGUAACCUUUACGGGGUUAAACCUGGGCUUGAGCACUACGGAUGUGUUGUUGACCUUUUGGCAAGGGCAGGCUUGGUGGAGGAAGCUGAGAAGUUUACAGAGGUCAAGAUGGGAGGACUACGAAGAGGGGAUGUCAAUGUGUGGGGAGCAUUACUAGCUGCAUGCAGAGUUCAUGGGAAUGUUGAAGUUGGGGACAGAAUUUGGAAAAAGCUCGCUGAGAUGGGAGUAGCUGACUGUGGCAUUCAUGUUCUUUCAUAUAAUAUGUACAAGGCUGCUGGCAUGGAAUUGGAGGCCAACAGAGUCAGAAAUAUGAUAUCGGAAGCGGGAAUGAAGAAGAAACCUGGUUCCAGUGUGAUAGAGUUAAAUGGAGUGGCUGAAGAAUUCCUUAUUGGUGAUAUUUGUCAUCCACAAGCAGAAGAAAUAGUUAAUAUGCUCGACUCUCUUUGUAAAAUGGUGAAUUUGGGGGGUUGA
Messenger RNA from Prunus armeniaca (apricot), 1587 nucleotides. Lineage: Eukaryota; Viridiplantae; Streptophyta; Magnoliopsida; Rosales; Rosaceae. The record is from the annotation of a GenBank genome assembly.